This is a messenger RNA of Rattus rattus (black rat), 1638 nucleotides long. RefSeq names its product zinc finger family member 783 (gene Znf783). NCBI's taxonomy places the organism in Eukaryota, Metazoa, Chordata, Mammalia, Rodentia, Muridae. Gene Ontology annotation, biological process: regulation of DNA-templated transcription. The record is from RefSeq and is a predicted model, not a curated record.
AUGGACCGUGGACCGUGGACAGUGGUGGCUGCUGUUCAGGCCUUGGAGAAGAAAGUGGAUGCUUGCCUGGCCCGCUUGCUGACUCUGGAGGGAUGCACAGGCACAGCCGAGAAAAAGCUGGCUGACUGUGAGAAGACAGCUGUGGAGUUCAGCAACCAGCUGAAGGGCAAGUGGGCCGUGCUGGGGACCCUGCUUCAGGAGUAUGGGCUGCUGCAGCAGUGACUGGAGAACAUGGAGAACCUCUUGUGCAACAGGAACUUGUGGGUCCAGCAGCUUCCCCCUGGCAGCAAGGGCGACAUCCCCUUGGGAGCGCCCCUUACCUUUGAUGACGUGGCUGUGUGUUUCUCUGAUCAGGAGUGGGGCAAGCUGGAAGACUGGCAGAAGGAGCUCUAUAAGUAUGUGAUGAGGGGCAACUAUGAGAUGCUCAUUUCCCUGGAUUACAUCAUCUCCAAACCAGACAUUCUUACCCAGAUAGAGAGGGGAGAAGAGCCUUGUCCUUCAGGCCCCUGGGGCCAGGAGAAGGGGAGUGAGGAGGAGACAGAAUGCUUAAGGAAACCAGACAUCGGCAUUUCUCUGAGUCCAGAGCAGGCCCCAAGUCCAGCUGGCCUUGCCCAGGAGGAACCAAAUCAAAGGCAGACACCUGAGCAGCAGCAAGAGGGGACAGGCAUGACGCCACCUGAGCCAGGCACUGGUGGUUUCUGCAGGCCCUUUUCUGAGACCAACUCAGAGGACAUGAACGCCAUGCCAUGCACAGAACUGGGCUUACUGCAUUCCCUUAUUCUUCUCUUGCUGAUGGCCUCACUCCUAAUCCUGGUUGCUUUCCUUCUGGUGAUUUCUCUGCAUUCCCCCCACAGCACAUGGCUUCUCCCUCCGACAGAAGCCCCAGCUGAGGACAAACCUGAGAAGCACCUUCUGGAGUCCUCAAGCCAGUCCAUAUUUAGAGUCCAUAAAAGGCCCAGGAUUAAGACUAGAGGCCACAGACAGCAUCACAUCCAGGGAGUGCCUAGGGUGUGGAUUGGGGAACCCCAGCAGCAGGCAAUGGGAGAGCUACCCUGUAUCCUUCCUCUACCAUGGAAGCAGGCAUUCCCAUGCCCUGACUGUGGGCAGAGCUUCCACUUGAAGAUCAAUCUGACAAUCCAUCAGUGGACCCACACGGGAUGCUUGGAGUCGCUUGCCUAUUAGGUCACUGGAACUAGAGAAGUGGUGGUGCUGGGUCCUGUCAUCAGCUGGCUACCUGAGGAGUCCACCAGCCACCAGUCCCCAACAAGUCAUGCCUUCCUGGGACAAAGGCCAGCAACUAAGGUUUACCACUGUAGCAAAUGCCUGCACUCCUUUCAGCAAUGGAAGAGCCUGGUACUGCACCAGCAUCAGCACACAGGCAAGAGGCAGGGCUGAUCUGCCUGUCCCUACUGUGGCAAGACCUUCCACCAGUCCUCAGACCUCUUUCACCAGCGCAUCCAUACUGCUGAGCGUCCCUAUCAGUGCCCUCAGUGUGGCAAGGCCUUUAACAAGAACCACCACCCGACUUCCCACAUGCAGACUCAUUCCUGAGGCCAGACAAUCCUGCAUUUCCUCUUGCCUUCUGUCCUCCAGGGGAGUCCAGCCCUGCAAGGGCCCAACCCUAAACAGGAAGACUGA